This is a messenger RNA of Xylona heveae TC161, 1261 nucleotides long. RefSeq lists its product as hypothetical. Gene Ontology annotation, biological process: regulation of DNA-templated transcription. The transcript has a single exon. The record is from RefSeq and is a predicted model, not a curated record. Lineage: Eukaryota; Fungi; Ascomycota; Xylonomycetes; Xylonales; Xylonaceae. Gene Ontology annotation, molecular function: DNA-binding transcription factor activity. Bases 260 to 892 code for a protein of 210 amino acids.
GGCGGCCAAAGCUCAAUUCACCGGGCUGACAAGUCUAGUCGCGUAGACCAGGUUGACUUCGCAUGAAGCCCCAGUCGUUGCAAAUUGCAACAAAUCGACCAAGGAAUUAUUUUUCAUCGCCAAACAGGAAGCCCAGAACGAGAGUCCCUUUUGAGGCGCCGCAUUUCCGACCCGUAGAUAAAAGCCUGGCAAUGUUCCUCCAGAAAUCUUUUCCAAUUGCAACCCGGGAAACAGUGCACAAUCUACCCACUUUUCAUUUAUGGACAUUAUGAACAGCUUUUCGGUCUUGGAUGCCGACGGCACCGGCCAUACUGAAGACACAUCGUCACCAAUCUCGACAGAUUCUCCAUCGAUUCUUGAGCCCAAUGCCGGCAAUGAUCUUGCAGCCAAAUUUUACGAUGCUUUUAACGACAUCGCAAACGAGAUGUCAAUCAUCAACGGCAAGCUCAAAAAGGUGAAAUCGGCUGAAAUGACCCGACAAAUUGUCAUGGCGAUUGAAAGGCACGGCCGUGAUCCAAAUAAGGACACUGCCACCGCAGAUGGUGAUGGAUUGCCCAUGACCAAGCUCUGUAAUUUCCUGGACAAGGAGAAGACCUCUGUCAGCCGAUGGGUUCGUGCUGCGAAGAAAUCUGGACACGUCCAGGAGCAACGAAAAAGUUCGGACAGGCGACAAAAACUUCUCUCCCUUACAGAAUCCGGGUGGGAGCUGUUCGAAAGUUUAGCGCGCACCAUCGCAGACAAAAUAGAACCGGUAUUGCGGCAUCUUUCACCGAAGGUGAACUGCGAGAUCUUUUUAGAAAAUUUGGAGGAAUUUGUUGUGGCGUUUCGUGCUGCUCGGCUGGAUAUUCAAGGUGAGAGAAGAGUAGUGUUUAAGAAUGAGCAAAGCCAUUAAGAAUCACACAGAGAACUCGACGACACCGCUCGAAACGCCCGCGCAGACGCCUUCAAAUACAGUCUAUACUUCAUCAGCUUCACCAGAUACUGACGCAAUAGCGCCAGCUGAAAGCCAACAAAGCAUCUGUCUAGCCCAUGCGGAGAUGCUUUUUGCAGCUUUACCUGACCAAUACUUUUUCUGUGGAGAACUCAAACUGUGCCGCUUUAAGAACCAGUACAGCAAUAUUCCCACCUCUCCUGUCGGUUGGGUGUUUCCACCACCUAUUUCUGAUAUUUGGAAUUUGGCGGACGAGAUGCAUGUGCGCUGUGACAAUAUUUGGGCUGUCGUGAACCGCGAUGAGAAUUCCACAAUCGUCUCCUUGAUAUC